AUGCGAGUGGGCGAGCUACUCGCGCCAGAUGGUUGGUUCCCGACUGACCACCGUCCAGUGACGCUAGUGCUUGGUCUAGCUGUAGGAGGAACUGGGACGAGUGCCAAAGGGUGCUGCCAAAAGAAGCGAGCAGUGUUUGAGAUUUCCCGUUAUCGUGACUAUGCUGCUCUGUUCACUGAUGGAUCCCAGGUCAUGCAUGCACUAAAUGGGGUGAUCACGGACCUAUCGAAUGGGGCCUGCAACAGCACGGAGUCGGUGGAGCGCAUUAGUACCCUCCUGCGGAAGGUGCUGAUUCGAGUAUUUGCGGGUCGCAGGCCUGAGGGUAUGCAAGCGGGGGGUGGUGCAUUAUGGUGGAACGAGGAAUGCCAAAGCGUCCGGCAGCACAUGCUUGCCUGCAGGGUGCGGCUUGGCCCUGGCAGGGUCGAGAAUAAGUCAGGCCCCUUGUGGGAAGCAUUCUGCAAGGCACGUAACGCAAUGAACCGUGCCAAACGUCGUGCCCGAGCAGCAUAUGAUGCAGAGAGAAUGCACACAAUGCCGAUGGAACCGCCGGACACAAAGGACGGAAUUAAGUCGGUCGGUGCAGUCCCCGGUGCUGGAAAACCAGUGAUAUGCCUCCGAAUGCUUGUGAUGAUGAUGCUUUCCAUCUGCCCAAAACGGGAAAUGGGAGGCAGGGAUGUUACACAUGGGGAGGGUAGCAGAUUACCCCCGCCUCCCGCCGUCAACGAUAGGACGUGUUCGGAUUUUGUCCAUGAUGUGGUCUAUAUGAAUCGGGACGGUGAUGUCUCGGGGCAUGCAAAAAAGCUCAUCCCCAGGAUAUGGAAGGCGCGUCCAUUCCCCGUUUCUGCUCAGUCUUCUCCCAUGUCCACUCGCAGCAUAGCUAAGGCGGGGACUUUUGAUGCUGCAACACAGGAACCAUGGCAGUAG
Molecule: messenger RNA, 924 nt
Organism: Volvox carteri f. nagariensis
Lineage: Eukaryota; Viridiplantae; Chlorophyta; Chlorophyceae; Chlamydomonadales; Volvocaceae
Exons: 4
Coding region: 1-924 (307 amino acids)
Source: RefSeq, a predicted model, not a curated record